UCUCGGGCGUGCUACGGGCGUGGAAGAGCGAGGCGGUCGGUGGGCCUGCGCGGAGAGGCGCGGCGGGCGGGUGCUGGGGGUCCCGCCGUCAGUGUGGGGCUGUCGUCGCUCGUGGUCGGGUCGUCCUGUGGCGCCGCUCCGUGCCAACCGCUGCCUUUACAGUCCCCGCUAACACCACAACUACUGCUUUUAGUGCAACAGACUUCUGGAAAGACUCUCAACCACCUCAACAUGAAUGGAGACUGCAAAACUAUAUCCAGCAUGAACGACAGAAUCCAGGUCCUGAAAGAGCCCCGGUGAAAUUAAAAGGAGAUAUAACGUUACGGAGAAACUGGCCAGAAACGGGUUAAAAAGUGUUCAUUUUCUUAUCAAAGACAGAAAGACCAAGCUGAAAUGAGACUUCGGAUUCUUAGGUGUCAUCAAUUACCGUGUGAGAACCAAAACCUGCCAUUGGCGAUUCGAAGUGUUGAACCCGACCAAAAAAUAUCGGAAAUAAUUGGAAACCAAAAUUCUUUAUAAAAAAAACCUUGCUUCUUGUAGAGGCAGCAAAGGUCCAUUGCACUAACAAAAACCACCGAAUGAAGUAGUGUGUGAUAGUGACGUCUGGUUAAAGGAAUAUGCGGUCGAUGGCAGUGACUACGGUGCCACUGGCUUGAUGGCACCUGGCACUCACAGAACUACAUAAUAUAAUAGUUGGGGAGCCUAGAUAAUAGGACGGCUGACGUAAUUUAGAAUUCUUUACACCGUUAAUGUGACGUUUGCACGCACCCUCCGCCUCCCAACUCCUGCUUCUGUCAUCGUGUCAUUAGUUCUAUUGCGCACCCAAGUGUUAGAACUUUCUUAGACAUCCUUCAAGGAUAUAGCGGUAAUCUGAUAACUAGCAGAGUUCCAAGUCCGUGUUGAGUUUCUUUAUAAACCCGCUUUUUCUAGCAAAUGCAUCUUGGUGAUAACUGUAAAUCCUGAAGCUGUUCUGAGCGACUGAAAAACGAAAGAGUUAAACAUUAAAAAACGUUGAGACUCCCCCCCCCAAAAAAAAAAAAAAAAAGAAAAAAAGGAAAUUGGAAGACGCUUUCUUUCUUCAUGUCUCUCAGGCAUUUCUUUCUCUCUCCCACGCCUCUUCCUGUGCCUGAAGUGUUCUCAACCUUAUUAGAAUUUCUGAGCUCGAAGCAGCUCGAAACACUUGGCAGAGUGAUAGCCAGUGAUAGAACUGUUAGAGAAGAAUUUAACUCAAAUGAAGUUUGAGUAACUUUGCUCAAAAAGUUAUUGUUGUAUUAGAACUUGCUCCUCUGCCGGGACUCAUUCUUGGCGCAGUUGGGCCUUAACUCCGGUAUGCUAUCAAAAAUUACAAAAGGAAAGCACUAAAGUUGCGCCAUCAGCAGGCCAAGGAAACAACAACCGGUGAACAGAAUGUUAACGAAAAUCCCUCGUAGUCCGUAAGGGUCCUGUCGAAACUUUUAUCUGUGUGCAAACUAUGUGUGUGUGUUCUUAAUGUGAUUAAAACGCCUAACUGACAAAUCUCCCCACAGUUUCGUGAACGAACGCAAAAAAGGAAAUACUUUGCGGAUAUCGGGUCGCUACGAUAUUCACCGUUCGCUGCAGGUCUUAGGAAAAUAAAACUAAGCCUGGGUGAAUAGAUCUAUCACGGGAGAAACUGUGCUCCUGAAGAAUGUACGAUGGAGCGAGUGAGGGGAGUCGACUGAGGUUAGGCGUGGGCGUGAGCAGGCCUCUGUGGGCGUGAUAUUAGAGCCGCAAGUGCCAUGAGGAUGGGGGUUAUGGGCGGUCCUCUGCUUCCUUGCCUCGCGCUUCUCCUGGUUCUCCAGCCGCCCUCGACUCACGCCCGCAAGAAGAUUGAUGUGUUCGUCGCUGGAUUCUUCCCCGUUGGGGAAGGCCCCAAGCACUCUCUCGGCAGAGGAGUAAUGCCCGCACUCAACCUGGCGGUGAAGCACGUGAACGAACACCCGACGGUACUUCGGAACUACAAGCUACAUGUUAUUUGGAAUGACACUCAGUGCGACACCGCCGUGGGGACCAAGUCGUUCUUUGACAUGAUGUUCGAGAAGCCAAGGAAGGUGAUGCUGUUCGGCGCCGCUUGCACGCACGUCACGGACCCCAUCGCCAAGGCCGCCAAGCACUGGCACAUCACGCAGCUGUCGUACGCGGACACCCACCCCAUGUUCUCGGCAGUCAAGUACCCCAACUUCUUCCGCAUGGUUCCGUCAGAUAAGGAGUUCAACCACCCACGCGUCCACCUGCUGCAGCGGUUCAACUGGACUCGUGUCGGAACCCUCUUCCAGAAUGAACCGCGACACGCUCUGGCCCAAAUCCACUUCGGUGUAAUGCUCGAACUAAGAUCAAUACGAAAUCGCCGAGAUCAGGAGUUGCGGGACGAGCUGAAGGAUCAACUGAAGAAGCUGGAGGAGAAGGACGUCCGGAUUAUCCUGGGAUACUUCGACGAGAAAUGGGCAAGAAGGAUAUUCUGGCGAGCUUACAGGCAGGGAUGUAGGCAAGAACUACAAAUAUAUCCCACUUCUCGCCGACUCAACUCGGCGCACUUCACACGCCGUAGAGGGUCCUCCGUGUGUUUCUUGCAGGUUGCAAUCUGCAAGGCUUGUGCAAGGCGGCUGGGUCGCAUGUACCGCGAGAAGUGGUGGGACCUCCGAGGGAACGGCGACGGGGACGAGGACGAGAGCCUGGACUUCGAGGACGAGCCGCCGGAGUCCGGGGGGAGCGGCUGUUCCGUCGAGGACAUCAUGACGGCGCUCGAGGGAUGCAUCAUGACGGACCUCCUGCCGCUCGCCACCCGCUCGCUCACGAAGACGGUGUCCGGGAAGAAUAUCACGCAGUACGAGGCGGCCUACAACAGGCUGCGUCGGAACGAGUACUCCCGCUUCCAUGGCUACACCUACGACGGCGUGUGGGCCAUGGCGCUGGCCAUCCAGGCGGUGGGCCACAAGCUGCAUAAGGAGAACCGCUACAGAAAUACGAGUAUCACAGUGAAAGACUUCAGGUAUUGGGACCAAAUGUGGGAGGACCUCUUCACCAAAGCGCUGUCUGAGGUCAAGUUCGACGGCGUCACGGGUUCUGUUCAGUUCACCAAGGACAACACGAGAAAAGGCUACAUCCUCUUGAAACAAUUCCAAGGCGGGCGCGAGGUCAAGAUCGGCGAAUACGACGGCCUGGACAACGUGCUGCAGCUGGACAAGGGCCACCCGAUCUACUGGCCCGGCGGCAACCCACCCCUGGACCGGACCAUCAAACUCAUCGAAAAGACCAGCGUCAACAUCAGCAUCUACGCCGUGCUCGUCACUAUGGCCUCCUGCGGCAUCGUCAUGGCCUCGGUCUUCCUGGCCAUCAACAUCAAGUAUAGAAAUCAGAGGUACAUCAAGAUGUCCUCGCCGUACCUCAACAACAUGAUCAUCGUCGGCUGCAUCCUGACGUACACCUCCGUCAUCCUCCUGGGGCUGGACUCGGAGCUCACGAGCGAGACCAGCUUCCCCUACAUCUGCACGGCGCGGGCGUGGGUGCUCAUGGCCGGCUUCACGCUCGCCUUCGGCUCCAUGUUCUCCAAGACGUGGCGAGUGCACUCCAUCUUCGCCGACAUCCAGCUGAACAAAAAAGUGAUAAAAGAUUACCAGCUGUUUAUGGUGGUGUUGGUGUUGCUGUGCGUCGACGUUGCCAUCAUGACGACGUGGCAGAUCGUAGACCCGUUUUACAGGGAGACCAAACAUCUUACACCUUACGUACGUGGAGACAUACUAGUUAUACCAGAGAACGAAUACUGCAAGAGUUCAAAAAUAUCAGUUUUUAUAGGUUGCAUUUAUGCCUAUAAGGGUCUUCUCAUGGUAUUUGGGUGUUUCCUGGCAUGGGAAACUCGUCUAGUUAGUAUUCCGGCACUGAACGAUUCGAAGUACAUUGGUAUGAGUGUAUACAAUGUAGUGAUCAUGUGCAUUAUUGGUGCACCGAUAUCGUACAUCUUAAGUGACGAACAAGACGCUUCUUACCUCAUCAUUUCCGCGUUCAUUAUCUUCUGCACAACGGGAACCCUCUGCCUCGUCUUCGUGCCUAAAAUCAUCGAGUUGAGACGCAACCCGCAAGGCACCAUCGAGAAGCGCAUGGUUCGGGCGACGCUGAAGCCACCCAAGAGAACCGACAGUGACUCCGACGUGUCCGACAUGCAGGAGCAGAUCAAGAAGGCGGAGAACGACAGACAGAUAUUCAUAAGAAGGCUGCACGAGCGGGAACAGAUGCUGCAGGUCCUGAUAGAGCAACUAGGGGACGAUGCCCUUGGGGAUGUGGAGGGACACCCCGCCAGGCGGCCCUCCAAACCACGGUCCAUUGAGAGACUGAGGAUAGAAGGUAAGGCGGCCGUGGGGAGUGCAGAGGAGAAGGUGGAUUAA
Penaeus vannamei (Pacific white shrimp) is the source of this 4397-nucleotide messenger RNA. Lineage: Eukaryota; Metazoa; Arthropoda; Malacostraca; Decapoda; Penaeidae. The record is from RefSeq and is a predicted model, not a curated record.